AUGGUGCUGCACACAUGGAGAGCUGCACCUCGAGCGCAUGCGCUAAGUCUAUCCACAUGGGGCAGUGGAGGCACAAGAUGCAUUUCGACGGACAGGAGAAAUCGAUUAUCAAAGUUCUGGACCCCAACUGGAGGACUCUCACCACAAGACGGGGAGCAAGAUGAAUCACAUGCACUCCUAGUACGCGGCGGCUAUCUUCGACAAGCUCACUCCGGAGUGUUCCAUCUUCUCCCACUAGGGCUGCGUGUGCAGAACAAGCUGGAAGCUCUUAUCGACAAGCACAUGGAGUCAAUUGGCGCCUCGAAAACAUCCCUCUCAUCCAUCACCACAGAAGAGCUGUGGAAGCAAUCGGGACGCUACUCCUCGAACUCAGAACUCCUGCGACUCAAAGACCGCAAAGACUCUGGAUUCUUGUUGUCACCCACCCAUGAAGAGGAAAUCACCGCACUGGUAGCCUCCAUGGUCCAUUCCUACAAAGACCUGCCUCUCCGACUCUACCAAACGGGUCGAAAAUACCGUGACGAGCGACGGCCCAGACAAGGACUUCUUCGCGCGAAAGAGUUCAUGAUGAAAGACCUCUACACAUUCGAUUCUACAGUUGAAGCCGGACUGGAAACAUACAAGUCUGUCCGUGAAGCUUACAAGAAUCUCUUCGACGAGCUCAAACUUCCCUAUCUUGUAGCAGACGCUGACUCCGGCAACAUGGGCGGCAAGCUCAGCCACGAGUAUCACUUCGUCUCACCAAAGGGCGAGGACAAUGUCUGGUCGUGCGACUCCUGCGAGUACGUCGCAAAUGAAGAGCUGGUGGAGAAGAAGACCCCCUCCGCAGCACCAGCAGACGCCAAACCCCUCACAUUCACCGGUAUCAGCAUGGACCGCAAGACCAAGAUCGAAAUCCACGUACCCCGACCCUCGGACCUCGCCGCAGACGCCUCACCAACCUGGGACCAAAUAUCGACCUACACCAACCUGCACGCCCUGAAGAAAGCCGUGCCCUCCCCCAUUGAACUCGAUACGGGCAUCGAAUCCAGCACCCUAACCACCCUCCUCCCACAAACAACGUCAACAACUGCCAUCACCGACAAAUCUCUCUCCCCGUCCUCUACAGCCACAGACCUAACCAUCACACGCGAAGGGGACAGCUGUCCCCACUGCGCCGCAGGGCAUCUACACGUCCAAAAAGCCAUCGAAGUAGGCCACACCUUCCACCUGGGGACGCGGUACUCGGAGCCGCUACACGCAUACAUUGCGGGGCCCGACGCAGCGACGAUGUGGUCGCCCAUGCAGAUGGGCUGCCACGGGAUCGGCGUCUCACGCCUCAUCGGCGCCAUUGCCGCGCUGCUGUCCGACGCGCGCGGUCUGCAGUGGCCGCGCGCCGUGGCGCCGUUCGAGGUUGCGGUUCUGCCGACCCCGCAGGUUCCCGAUGAGGCGGCGACGGCGCUGUAUGAUGCUGUUGGUGGGGGUGGGGGCGUUGAUGUUGUGCUUGAUGAUCGCGUGGGCAAGGGGCUCGGGUGGAAGAUGAAGGAUGCGGAUCUCAUUGGGUAUCCGGUUGUGCUUGUUAUGGGCCGUGGGUGGAAGGAUAGAGGGGAGGUGGAAGUGCAGUGUCGCCGGUUGGGGGUGAAGAAGGAUGUUGGUCUCGGUGAGUUGAAGAGCGAAGUCGAGAGCUUGCUGGAGCGGUUGUAG
Molecule: messenger RNA, 1683 nt
Organism: Ascochyta rabiei
Lineage: Eukaryota; Fungi; Ascomycota; Dothideomycetes; Pleosporales; Didymellaceae
Product: Proline--tRNA ligase
Exons: 2
Coding region: 1-1683 (560 amino acids)
Biological process (GO): prolyl-tRNA aminoacylation
Cellular component (GO): mitochondrion; cytoplasm
Molecular function (GO): ATP binding; proline-tRNA ligase activity
Source: RefSeq, a predicted model, not a curated record